GUGAUAGAUAAAUCUGGUCAUAGCGCUUCUUUCCAAUAUUUAUGUCUAACCGUUAUGAUUUCUGAGAGCAAACUAUUGCAACAUCAACAAUUUUUUUCCAUAUUUUAAAUUUUUUUUUUCAUUUUCAGAUUGUAGAAUACACGAUUAUUUUUAAGAUUUUACUCGGUUUAAUCAAGGAGUAAAAAUGAAGCAUGUCGGCGACGAAACCUUCUCGCAAGUUUAUUCCGUGUUACGUGUGCAAUCGGCUUUAUACUCUUCACUCCUUGAAAUUUCACGAGCCUAACUGCUUGAUUAGGUGGAGAGCUGAAAAUGAGAAGAAACCUAUAAAAGAAAGAUUAAGAACACCUCAGAAAACUGGAUAUGACGAUGGUUACUCGAACAGUUCUGAUGAGGAGGACAAAACGGAAUCAUACAAAAAAAUACAUCGACCUGGAACUAGAACACUUUCGAGUCCAACGCCAAAUAUCAUCCAUCCUGUCAUUUCCCCGCCUUCUAAUAUUGCCAAAUCUGAAUCCACUUCCAUGACAAAAAAUGCUCAUCAAUCUUCCAUCAAUAGUCAAUCGCCAAUCAAAAUAAGUAGAGAAAGUACAGAUCAUCACGCAAUCAAAGCUGACAGACAUUAUACGAGAUCUAAAACACCCUCCUCCUGUUGUGGCCUUCCCAUUUCAGAAAGCAUCCGGACAUUAUCUAGCAAGCUUACAUCCGGACGAAGAGUUAAUUCUGAUCACCACCAGAGGCCGACUGCUACGAUUUGGCCGGCAUCGAGUGGCAGGCAAGUUAUGUCCGACGAAGAAAUAGCCCUCGCUCGUAGAGUUGGUCGCCUUCCUAUUCGAGUCUAUAAGCCAGCGACUCGACCUCCGCAAAGACAACGCGGCCAAAACGAUAUGUCGCGAACAGUGCCGGACAAAGGUGGACAGCAAGAUGUGAACAUUUAUGGUACUUGCGGACUUUGCGGUGAGCAAGUAGACAAAAGGAAAAUCAAAGUACACGAAUCUAAUUGCAGAAAAAUAGGAGGUUUAGGUUCCUCUAAAGCUGCUACAAGACGACCACCAACAGUAGUUUGUUACAUUUGUGGACGACAGUUUGGAACUAAAUCCAUCAGUCUACAUGAACCGCAUUGUUUGAAGAAAUGGCAUUUAGAGAAUGAUAGGCUGCCAAAAAACUUAAGGAGAAAGGAGCCAAAGAAACCGGAAAUAAUUUUAAGAAGCGAUGGAUCUUUUGACACGGCUGCCAUGUCUGAGGCAGCUUGGCAAAUGCAUUUAGAGCAGUUGAUUCCUUGUAGCAAUUGCGGUCGGACAUUCCUUCCAGAUAGGCUCGAAAUACACCUAAGAGGUUGUCAUGCAGAAAACAGAAGGAUCCAUGUUAGAAGAUAGCAUAUUGGAAGCUUCAAUGUCAGUGGGGAGGGUUAUCUCAGGUAGAAAUGAAUGAAUCUGCUCUUUGUAGACACAGAGCUUAUCCACUCCUCAAAUUCCAUUUUUUUGUAUAAUAUGUAAAUAAAAAAUUUUAUGAUUAA
Messenger RNA from Parasteatoda tepidariorum (common house spider), 1513 nucleotides. RefSeq names its product zinc finger protein 474. The record is from RefSeq and is a predicted model, not a curated record. NCBI's taxonomy places the organism in Eukaryota, Metazoa, Arthropoda, Arachnida, Araneae, Theridiidae.